Molecule: messenger RNA, 270 nt
Organism: Rhizopus microsporus ATCC 52813
Lineage: Eukaryota; Fungi; Mucoromycota; Mucoromycetes; Mucorales; Rhizopodaceae
Exons: 3
Coding region: 10-249 (79 amino acids)
Source: RefSeq, a predicted model, not a curated record
UACUUCAAUAUGAAACGAAAGAUGACAACCCUCCGCCUCCAAAGGCAAAGCGAAACAAAAGGAAAGAUAUCCGUCGAUCGUGGGUUCCCUUCUUUGUUUUCACAAACACAAACAAAUUUACAAGCGAUAAUGACUAUCAAGGCACUCUAUUACCUAGAAAAGAUAAAAAUAACAUCUAUUAGUUUCAUCUGUUUUAUAACUGAAUGCUGUAAUAGACAAGAACAUCUGUGCUACUUUGAAAGCUGUUAAAGAAAACACAUCUGCUCCUGG